Paramuricea clavata is the source of this 8052-nucleotide messenger RNA. NCBI's taxonomy places the organism in Eukaryota, Metazoa, Cnidaria, Anthozoa, Malacalcyonacea, Plexauridae. The record is from the annotation of a GenBank genome assembly.
AUGCUUUCUAGUUUGCAUAAAGUAGUUGCUCAGGAAAACGCCAUCAUUACACAAGGUAUAUAUUCUCCUGCAAUUUGAUGUUGUAAAUGCCUUUGCGGGCUUUGCCCACUUGGCUUGUGUAGUUGUAAAGACUGAUCACAUAGUCAAUAGGACAAGAACGUUAGGAAACUUGAUCGGUUCAUCACAUGUAUAUUGUAUUUUGUAAAUUGUGUAAUAUCAUGACUGGGUAAUUAAACCAACACACUGCUAUAGAGCUGCUCCCGAUUAAUCGAUUAUUUUUCCACAAUCGAUUAUGCUUAACUUACAGUAAUCAGAUCAUCUAUAACACCACACAGCGUGAUGUGGGAAUGAUUAAUUGAAAGAAACUGAUGUUAAUUUCUUUCCGGAUUAAAAAAAUUGCGACAAGAUUGUGAUUAAAGUAUAAAAAGACAAACCUUAAGGCAAAAUUCGUUGAUUCAAAACAUUGUGGAUCAAAUUCACUUGCAGCGUUGCAAAGUUUACCAUUGUUUGAUCAGGUUUAUUAGAUGAAUUUAUUAACAAACCGAUCAUGCAUAAGAGUCUGAGUCUUGCAAAUUUACUUAGGAGUGUCAAAAGUAAACAACUAAAUCUUGUGUGAAGUGUAAGAGGGCGAGAAAGUGCGCAAUCUAUAAUUGUGAUUUAAAUCGGAUUUAAAACGUGUAUACUGAUUGGUGCAACCCCCAAAAUUUAGUAAACAGUUCACUUUACAAACCUGUCAAACCACCAUUGAGCAUGUCAUAUUCAAAUUGAUUAUCAAAACUAUUAAUCAAUAUUAAUCGAUUGUUGACAACGAUUAAUCGAUUGCAAAAAUUAAUCGAUGGGAGCAGCUUUACACUGCUAUUGGUUGGUUGGGCAAAAAACAAUGGUAAUUGACUGAUUGUGCAACAAUCGGAAAUUAUCAAUUACCGAUUAUUUGUGCCAUAAUCUACCCGAUACCGAUUUUGUAAUGACGUCAUAAUAUCAGUCUACCGAGCAAUGGUGACGUCAUUCAUGUCGUUUUUAACAAUAAUUUCCAAUGUAAAAUGUUACUGCAACCGAAGAAUCGUUAAUAAAUAGCACACUUCACACAUUAACCCAUUGAGUGGCAGCACUCUCCCCCUGACGAAUAAAAUCGUCUGGCAUUAGACAGAGUAAACUAAUAAGGUAGGGUGCAUCUGGGUGCAUUGCCACUUCAAGGGUUAAUUUAAUAUAUUGAGUUAAAAUUCAACAUGUAUCAACGUUCAAUGCAUAUCAUUUUUUAAUUAAUUUAAAGUAUGAUCACAUGGAAGGGGCCUUUCAACAAUUAGUCAAUUAUGUCACCAUCAAGUGGGGGGGGGGGGGGCUACCUAAUUGGAUGAUACUGUAGUUCAUAUACCUAAGCUAUAUCUUCGAAUGUUUCUAUUAAUUUGCAGGCUAGUAUGUACUGGUACUGCAUAUGAUGAAAAUAAUUAUUUUCUUCUGAAAUUAAUUAUUUCUAUUUAUUAUUAAUUCUCACUAUGGUAAUUCUCGAUUGAAGCCGCCACAUCAUUAAAUACUUUUUAUUUCUUCCAUUUCAGAUUCUUGCUGGUCGUGCUCAAAAGAAAGUGGGGCCACAGAUGCUGGUCAUGUUUUUAAAGUAUGGGGGACCACUAUGAGGACCAAAAUUUUAACAGUGAAGGCUAGUGGUGGUUGUGGAUACUAUUGAUACACAAUGUACUUUAAUGGAUUAUUGUAAACAUUUAUGGAUUGUUAUGGAUAUUUAUUACCAUCAACAUUUGCAGACAGAUGUAUCUCUAUAUUAAUGGUUACCCACAGAUGUUGACAUACCUCGAUAAUGGAGCUGCACUACUGUUAAAAUGACGUCUGCCUCAAGGUACAGGGUUUCAUUGUUAGCCUACUAUUAGGCAGUAGUUAGUACCCAUACUCCAGUUUGCAUGUGUUCGGUGAAGUAUGAAAUAUGAUUUUCUAAUCAGAGCAUGCAUGCUUACAAAGACUUUUCGUCCAUUUUUAGCGACUUUUGCCAUUGUUCAUAAAUGGGCAAAAAAAAAGCAAAAAAGUAAGGCUAUAGCCGUAACUUUUCGUCCAUUUUUAGCGACUUUUGCCAUUGUUCAUAAAUGGGCAAAAAACAGCAAAAAAGCAAGGCUAUGGCCUUAAUUUUUCGUCCAUUUUUAGCGACUUUUGCCAUUUUUCCUAAGUGAGCAAAAAACAGCAAAAAAGUAAGGCUAUAGCCUUAAUUUUUCGUCCAUUUUUAGCCGAUUUUUCAAUUUUUGAAAAAGAGGCAAAAAACAGCAAAAGAGUAAAGCUUAAGCCUUUAGCCUUUUGCCAUUUUUCAUAAAUGGGCAAAAAAAAGCAAAAAAGUAAGGCUAUAGCCUUAAUUUUUCGUCCAUUUUUAGCGACUUUUGCCAUUUUUCCUAAGUGGGCAAAAAACAGCAAAAAAGUAAGGCUAUAACUUUACUUUUUGUCCAUUUUUAGCGACUUUUGCCAUUUUUCAUAAAUGGGCAAAAAACAGCAAAAAAGUAAGGCUAUAGCCUUAACUUUUCGUCCAUUUUUAGCCGAUUUUUCAAGUUUUGAAAAAGAGGCAAAAAACAGCAAAAGAGUAAAGCUAUAGCCUUUACUUUUCGUCCAUUUUUAGCGACUUUUGCCAUUUUUCAUAAAUGGGCAAAAAACAGCAAAAAGUAAGGCUAUACCUUAACUUUUCGUUAAAUUAACUAAUUAACCCAUCGAGUGAUGCCACUCAAUGGGUUAAUUUAAUCAGUUAACACUGAUUUGCUUCUAUGCCGCACAAAUAUAAAAUAGAUCCUGACUCUUUCAGAUUAUAUUUGUGACGUUGUCUGUGAGUGUGUCCACACUCGGCAUGCUAGAAAGUUUGCUUGAAUUGAACCAACUACAGUUUUUGCACUGCCAGAUGAACACCAAAAUAUAUUAAUUAAAAAGUCAUGAAAAAGCUAUACUUUAGCUCAAAAUUUAUUUUGUUUUGUGCUUUAUUGUUCAGGUAUUAUGCAAGGCCUACAUUGAUUUUGAAAUCAGUCAGGAAGAAUUUCAAAAAACAAGGGAUCUUUAUGAGCGACUACUCGAGAGAACACAACACGUCAAAGUAAGUUUGAUUACAGCAGGGAUCCUGAACUAAACUAAAUAUAAUUAUUUCACUUAGUUGGACUUUUUGUGGCACAUACUUUCAUUUUGGGGACCAGGGUUAGAUUUCUGCAAUAUACAGUACAAUUGUAGGACUAAUCAUUUCUCGUCAGUUGCAUGUAAGAAGAGUGCUUCCAAUUUUCCAAUUUGACUAUUCUAGCAGGUUUUCUUUGGGUACUUUUGGUACCUCCUACAGUAACACUGGCCCACUAAGGAGUUGUCUUACUUAACUUCUAGGGAGAUACUACAGUAACUGAUAAAGUAGGUUAGGGAGCGGUCAUUAUUUAUGGUGGGGGGUGGCACUGGCACCGAAGAGAAAUGUUUUUAGUGCUAAAAAUUUUGCUGACCCAACCAUUAAAAAGUAAACUAUUUGAUUACCCAACCUCAAAUAUCAAUUAAAAAAGAAAUACCCACCCCUGGUCAAAAACAUUACAAAAAGAUACCAUUCAGUUGUCACACAAGUCCCUUACCACUUCUGUGACAUAGUUUGAUAACGGAUUGUGAAAUUUUCCGCAGUCUAAAGUGUCACGUUGUCUGCACAUGUACUUUCUUUGGAAGUUUUGGAGACACCAUUUGUCUCCGAACAAAUCUGGUUGAUUCACAUAUUGUAUUGACAUAUGACUGUUGACAUUGCUUUUUAGUCUCCAAUAUUUCAGUGAGUUAUGCUUUGGAUAUGACAAUAAAUUUUUAUUACCCAACCCUUGAGUUGUUUUGUUUUUCAUUUACCCAACCUUUUACUCACUCAAAAUUUUGUUUACCCAACCAUUUUCUCUUCGGUGCCACCCCCCACCGUAAAUAAUGACCGCUCCCUUAGGUGUGCUCUUGUAGUAUUAGUAGUAACACUGGAACAGCAAGAGAUAGCUCUUAGACUCUACUGUAUCUAAUAACUGAUAGAACUAUCUAGUAUAAUUGAUGUACUGUAACUAGACCUCUCAUGAAUAUUCUUUUUGUUUUUUUCAUAGGUAUGGAUCAGUUAUGCUCAAUUUGAAUUGACAACAGACUUGGAUGAUCGUAUUUCCCAAACCAGGUACUGUACUUUUUAUUUGACAAUAUUGAUUGAAACAUUGCAAAUUUAAGAUUGCCCCCCUUUGGCCCUAGGAUUGCCUGUGGUCCGCCCUUUGCAAUUGACCAAAAAUUUUCUACACAUAUUUUUAUCAGUGGAAACUAAUUAGCCAUUUCUCAAUCUAGCAAAGGACUGGGUCUAGUUGAUGGUUGGAGGGACAAGAAGUUAUAGUGAGCGAGCUAAAUAUAUAUUAAAAGAUGCAUUAUUAUAAUUGUUGCGUUUGAGGCUGCCUUUAGGAAUGUAGGAAAACUUCCUAGAUGCCAUAUUCGGCAUAUUGUUUAUUUUUGUCCUUCCAAACAAGCGACUAGACCCAGUCCUCUGCUCGAUUGGGAAAUGGCUAGCUAAUUGUUUUGAUGAAAGAAAUGUUUUUCAACAAUUUUCAGAAAAUUUCGAGUAGGUUGGGGCAUUAUUUGAAUUUUUUCCCAAAAAAUCCUGUGGCCCCCUUUUUAAACUUUUUUUUACCCUAUUGGACAAUAGGGUAAAAACGUUUUCUUUCGUCAAAACAAUUACUCUCAAUUCAUAAGAACUUGGCCUUGACCUCCAUAGCAAUGUUGUCCUUGUCUUAGUGGUAAAGUACGAAUGCAGUUGGUCUUUGAAAAUGAACUUAGUGGUUUGGCUGUCAAAACUCUACAUCCAAAUCACGUUAUAAGUUAGGCUAGUAGCAUCUUUGUUCAAUGGAAUGGCUUCAUUUCAUCAUUUUCUACUCAUGUUGCAGGAAUGUGUACGGACGUGCUAACCGUGAGCUAAAAACCGCUGAAGAUAAGGAAGAAAGACUCAUGUUAUUGGAAUCAUGGAAGCAGUUUGAAGUAAGUGAUAUAUAUCUUUUUCAUGCUUUCUCUUAAGGCCCAUUUACACGAUACGAUUAGUUGUAUACGAUUGUCAUUCUGACGAAUGGAAACGAGUGCUAAUGCCACGUUAUUGCUCAUUCGCUAAUGGCGAAAUUUGAAAUGUGACGUUUGUACGCGUGUUUAUUCGAUCACAUACGCCAGGGUACGAAUCGUAUACAACUAAUCGUACCGUGUAAAUGGGCCUUUAUUUUGACAAUAUGCCUCUCAUCCCCCUUUAAGAUUUUCAAACCUUGGUUAAUAUUACUUAAAGUGCGAAUAACCCCAAAUAUCAUCUUUUGUACAGUAUGUGUUAUUUAAAGCACGCGUAGGAGUGUUUUAUCACUCCUACGCGUGCUUUAAAUGGCUUAAAAAACGACUCAUCUUAUACGAGUUCAUUGACGAAGUAAUUUUUAAAAUAAACUUUGUCUAAACCGAGAAAAUCAAAGCUAAAGUUUAUGUAAAUUAACAUGAUUUUUUAUCACAUAUUUUUAUAUGUGACACGACAUGCUGUGUUUUGCUCCUGAAUUAUUGAGUUUUUUAAGUGUAUUUAGGUCAUUCGAGGAGGAAAUGUAAUAUUAUCUUUAAAACAAAAAAUCCCAUCUUGAUCAAAUUUUUCACUGUCAAAGGUUCCGGAUAUGAUGUCAUUAGGUGAAUUGCAAAUUAGUUUUCCUUUGUUUUUUGUACCAAAAAUUUACCUAAUGACAUCAUAUCCGGAAACUUUGACAGUGAAAAAGUUGAUUAAGACGAGGUUUUUUGCUAUAAAGAUACAUUACAUGUCUUCUUAGAUAUUACACAUACCAAAAAUUAUAUUUGGGGUUAGUCGCACUUUAAAAUCAUUGUUUUGAUGAAAGACGACGUUUUUCGCCACUUACCGAACAUUUGGAGUAGUUUGAGAUAAAAUAUGAACCUUUGGAAAAUAAAUCGAAGACGAUAGGGGGGAGACCACAUGGAAUCCACUUGUAUUUGAGCAAAACGUCUAACAUAUUUCUUCAUGGGCGUAUGGGCCUAAUCUUGUUUGGGGGCACAGUAUAGUUUGCUCGAACAGGCAAACUGAAUAUUAACAUCCCCAAAAUUGUUGGCGGGGGGGGAGGUCACCAAAAAAAAUUUUCCGAAUAUACCAAAAAAAAAUUUCCGGACAUGCCAAAUACUUUUAUACAAACAUGCGAAAAUUUUGCCGCACAUAUCAGAACAUUUUUCCUGACAUCACGUAAUUUUUGCAAAGAUACAAAAUUUUUUUCAGGACAUAUCAAAAUUUUUCCGAAAUUUUUAUGUCUUGCCCGAAUUUCGCAUUGAUUUUUGCCCGACCGUAACGGGGCACGUGCCCCCCCCCCCCGUCCCAUACGCCUAUGCAAUUUCUUAUCAGUUGAAAAUGAUUGUUUUGAGCUGUUUUUUGCCACUUUCCAAAGGCGUGGAGUAUUUUGAUGCAAAAUAUGCAAAAGUUAGUCGAAAACCAAGCCGGGUGGAUUACAGUAUCCUCUUGUGUAUUAUUAAAUUAAGGUUAAAAUUUUUUUCUACAGACAACGUCCGGUGAUGAGGAAUCACUAGAGCUUGUCCAGAAGAAAAUGCCACGAAAAGUAAAGAAAAGAAGGAAAAUUGAAACAGAUGAUGGGGUAAGUGGACUAAAGAUAACUCAUGCAAAUACAUGGUAGGCUAAUAUAGACAAUUCCCAUUAUGGACUAAUUUUUUUAUCUUGGCCAAAAAAUUGCAUUCCCGGAAAGAACAUACUAAAAUGAGUGAUAUUGCAAAGUUUGGUUGCGAAAUGUUGUAAAAUGCGGAAAAUAUAGCCUUGCGAAAUUCGCAAAUUUUGUGUACUUUUCUAUUGCGUGGGAAAAUUGCUACCACAUUUGGGCCGAAAAUGGUAGCAAUUUCCGCACGCAAUACAAAAGUACACAAAUUUUGCAAACUUUGCAAGGCUAUAUUUUCCGUAUUUUACAACAUUUCGCAACCAAACUUUGCAAUUUUACUCAUUUUAGUAUGCUCUGCAAGGAAAAUUUCAAAAGGUACACUUUUUUAAGGACACCCUGUACUGUACUGUACUGUAUAUGGUGAUCAACCUGUACUAUAUGUCCUUUGCAGUUGGCAUAUGAUCAAUUCACCCUUGCGAUAAUUACGUCAUUUGGCCUGGGAGCCUCGCUCUCAUGAAUCGCGAGCCAAUCAGCUUGCGUAAUUUACUGAUGAGAGCGAGGCUCCAAGACCAAAAAGUAUGUGUGACAUAAUUAUCGAAAGGGUGUUUCCUGUAACCAUGGAUAAUAAAAUAAAUGGAUAGGACUCUAGCUGACGUAAGCAAAAACAACCUAGUUGCAAUCUGUGACGUCACGCGUAUUGCAAAGUUCUCGGCAUUUUUGUCGUUUCGCUAUACUUUCCGCUUUAAAAGAGUAAUAUUGAAGCAUAUACUGGUCUAAUUGUUUUAAAAACAUGCCUAAGCCACGACAAAGUAUUCAAGGUAAAUGUUUUUCGUCUUUGUUUUAUAUUUUUUUACAUUUGUAGCUACGAAAUUGGCGUCCCCAAUUUUAACGAAAUUUGGGAUGCCUUUUUCACUGUUUAGUGCUUGAAAUAUUUGCUAAAAUUGACUGGGAUUACUUAGAGAUUUCAUCGUAGAAUGGCGUAGUUAUAUUCAUUUGCUCUUUGACUAAAAUGUUUAGCUGUAUUAUUGCUAAACAUGCCAUUUUUGAGAAUUUGGUUUUCAACUAGGUUUCAACAUCCAAUCAUGCCAUCAGCCCAUUGAAAACAUUAGGUCACGUCAGCUAGUUUCCUAUCCAUUUAUUAUCCAUGCUGUAACUAUAGGUCCUUUUCAGUUGGCAUAAAAAUACUUUGCAUAACAACAUGUGCAGGGCGAGAAAUAUGCUGUGCUUUCUCUCAUUUCCUUUGUUGAAAUGAUGAAAAUCAUCUGCCGUACGAUAGUGCUUUUCUGAUUCGGUUCAUUCAUUUUUUUAGUCAGAUGCAGGAUGGGAGGAAUUCUAUGAUUACAUAUUCCCUGAUGAUGAAGAUAACCUUCCGAACUUUAAACUAUUGCAAAUGGCUAGACUUUGGAAACAGAACAAAGCUCAGGAAUGA